This is a messenger RNA of Myripristis murdjan (pinecone soldierfish), 533 nucleotides long. It is a transcript of the gene g0s2, whose product is annotated as G0/G1 switch 2. Bases 77 to 427 code for a protein of 116 amino acids. The transcript is spliced from 2 exons. Lineage: Eukaryota; Metazoa; Chordata; Actinopteri; Holocentriformes; Holocentridae. The record is from RefSeq and is a predicted model, not a curated record.
GAAUGCCUGAUUAAGCCGAACACUAAGGAAAAGUCAGCAUUCAGGGUCCCUUUAAAUACUCAUCAAGCAACACAAAAUGGAAACCAUUGGCGAGAUCAUCCCAUUUGCUAAGGAGAUGCUGAACCAGAGGCCAAGCCGGGGCAUGGUGAAGAUCUACAUGCUCGGCACCACCCUGGCCCUGUUUGGAGUGGUUGGUGGACUGGUGGAGACGGUUUGCCUGCCGUUUGUGGACCAGGAGACGGGAGAUUGUGAAGUCGAGCUGAUCAUGAAGGAGAAAAAGGAAAAGAAACAGAUGGUGAAGACACAGACUACCCUAGUUAGCCCUGAGGUUGAGGAGGUGCUGGAGAGCACGGAGAUCGGAGCCAAAGCCAAGCAUCUGGUGGUCGCCGGGCAGAGGAACACAGCCAACCGCUUACAUGCCUCUUAAAGAAGCUCUCCUCAAUACAACUGGAGUCACUACAUCCAAUGCUAUGUUGACAGCUUUCCAGAUUUGGAAAAGAUGGAAAAUUAAAUCACCAUGGCACAAAACUGUU